CAGAAGAGUACAACGUGAUCUCAGCGGCUCUGCUCCUCCACACAUAGACUCACAUCCAGGAGCUCCACAUGGAUCCACAUGCAGCAGGGAAUCUUGGGAAGUAUGAACCUGUCCAAACCCAACCACAAUGGCAAAGCACGACCGCACUGCCCCACCAGAACCAGCUCUAUAACCCCACGGCAUUGGUGCCCCCAGGACUGGAGCGUCUAUUAGAGGUAGAAGAAGUUAUCCUCCAGAAAAAAGCUUUCUUCACCAGAUCUGAGCAGACUCUUUUCACCAUACGUCGGGAGUCAGAGUGCUGUGGACCAUCCUUCAAUAUAAGGUUCCAGGAUACUUACAAGAGGGACGUGGUGUCACUGUCUGCGGAAUCAGGGGGAGGUUGCUGUGGAGGAGAAACUCACCUGAAGAUCAUCGUUUUUCCUGCGUACACUAUAGGUUUCGUCAAAAUUUCAAACUCUUCUCAUAAAAUCAGUGUCUCCAUCCAGAUGAAGUUCGGAGAGCCUGCUUUCACUGCUGAGCUGCCCUUAUCCCACUCUGAGAACAUUAUAGAGAUACUCAGUGUAAAUGGAUCUUGUCCUGUGGCCACAAUAACCACAGAGGGAGAAAAUAAAUCUACUAAAGUCGUCUUCCAGUUUCCCAUGAACAUGGAGGCUACAUUGAAAACUCUUAUCUUGGCUGCAUUCCUGUACAUGAGAUAUGAAGAAACAAGACUUUCCAGCAGCAGCGACUCGAAUUAUGACAGUGGGUGGGAUACUGCGGGUGGAGUGCACUUCCAUCAUGAUGACAACCACAGUUGGGGUCAUGGAGGUUUCGAUGGAGAUUGUGGCGGUGGAGACUUUGGUGGAGGGGACUGUGGUGGUGGGGGAGGGGAGUGUGGAGGUGGAGGAGGGGACUGUGGAGGUGGAGGACUGUCUAAUGUGUAUUCCCAAGUUUUUGCUUCUCUUCCAGAUGCAGACAGCAUAGAGGCAACUCAUUCUCUACAACCAGGAGAUUGGGUAGUGGUGAAACGACACGUGCGGAAAGUCCUAGAACCACGAUUUGAGGGUCCACAUCAAGUACUGUUAACCACCGCCACUGCUGUCAAGUUGGAAGGAAAGCCUAAUUGGGUCCACGCAUCUCAUUGCAAGAAAGUACCAGAACCUCAAGUGCUGGAAUGA
Molecule: messenger RNA, 1157 nt
Organism: Bufo bufo (common toad)
Lineage: Eukaryota; Metazoa; Chordata; Amphibia; Anura; Bufonidae
Exons: 8
Coding region: 69-1157 (362 amino acids)
Source: RefSeq, a predicted model, not a curated record